CCCCUCUCUCCCCAAAGGUCCGCAGUCAUCCCCUGUACUGUGUCCGCAGUCUCUGGUCGUCUCCUGUACAGUGUCCGCAGUCUCUGGUCGUCUCCUGUACUGUGUCCGCAGUCUCUGGUCGUCUCCUGUACUGUGUCCGCAGUCUCUGGUCGUCUCUGGUCGUCUCCUGUACUGUGUCCGCAGUCUCUGGUCGUCUCCUGUACUGUGUCCGCAGUCUCUGGUCGUCUCCUGUACUGUGUCCGCAGUCUCUGGUCGUCUCCUGUACUGUGUCCGCAGUCUCUGGUCAUCUCCUGUACUGUGUCCGCAGUCUCUGGUCAUCUCCUGUACUGUGUCCGCAGUCUCUGGUCAUCUCCUGUACUGUGUCCGCAGUCUCUGGUCAUCUCCUGUACUGUGUCCGCAGUCUCUGGUCAUCUCCUGUACUGUGUCCGCAGUCUCUGGUCAUCUCCUGUACUGUGUCCGCAGUCUCUGGUCAUCUCCUCCUGUACUGUGUCCGCAGUCUCUGGUCAUCUCCUGUACUGUUUCCGCAGUCUCUGGUCAUCUCCUGUACUGUUUCCGCAGUCUCUGGUCAUCUCCUGUACUGUAUCCGCAGUCUCUGGUCGUCUCCUG
This is a messenger RNA of Staurois parvus, 606 nucleotides long. The record is from the annotation of a GenBank genome assembly. NCBI's taxonomy places the organism in Eukaryota, Metazoa, Chordata, Amphibia, Anura, Ranidae.